AUGAUUCAAGUUGAUGGAGCUAUCAAAAACUCAUAUGGUAGCAUCCACCUCUCUUUCCUUAUAAUUCUCCUCUCAUGCUUCAAAUUGCAGGGUCUUGGUUUAGCAACAGCAACCCAUGUAGUUAGAGGAAAUGAAUCUGAUCAUCAGGCUUUACUACAGUUCAAAGCCAAGAUAACAGAUGAUCAGCUCAGGGUUAUGGAGUGUUGGAAUAGUUCCAUUCAUUUCUGUCAUUGGUAUGGUGUUACAUGCGGUCACAAGCAUCAGAGAGUCACCAAGUUAGAACUCAAACUCCUCAAACUCUCGGGAUCUUUAUCACCAUACAUUGGAAAUUUGAGCUUUCUCAGAAAGUUCAACCUUGCGGGAAACAGCUUCAGCAACCAGAUUCCUCAAGAGUUUGGUCGUUUAAGAAGACUGGAAAGUUUAAAUCUGGUGAAUAACUCCAUCAGUGGUGAAAUUCCUUCCAAUUUAUCUGCUUGUUCUAAGCUUACAUCAGUUGAUAUGAGAAGCAACCAGCUGACAGGAGAAAUACCUGCCUCGCUUGGUCUCUUGUCAAACCUGAAAUUCUUGAUUUUGCACAACAACAGUUUGAGAGGGAGCAUCCCACCUUCUUUGGGGAACUUGUCAUCCCUACAGGUACUUAGCUUGUUGAUAAAUGGAUUAAGUGGGACUAUACCUGAAGCUUUGGGGCAACUGAAAAAUCUUUCAGUUUUCUCCAUAGCCGGAAAUGCAAUAUCUGGCGUUAUUCCACUCACAAUGUUCAAUCUCUCAAAUAUUAGAGACUUCGAUGUUGGUGGAAACAAGAUUCAAGGUACACUUCCUUCUGACUUGGCAAUCACAAUGCCAUAUCUUGAGUUCUUUUCUGUACAGGGAAACCAAUUCUCUGGAAAAAUCCCCAUCUCAAUAUCCAAUGCUUCAAAUCUAAAAGUACUUCAAUUUCAGGAUAAUAGCCUUAAUGGAAACGUGCCAUCAUUGGAAAAACUGGAUAAUCUGUUUAGGCUUUGCCUAAACACAAAUCACUUGGGAGUGGGGAGAGAAGGUGACUUGCACUUUCUUUGCACUUUAGUUAAUAAUACCAAACUAGAAACUCUAGCUAUAAGCCAAAAUAAUUUCGGAGGUGCAUUUCCCCAAUGCAUCAGCAAUUUUUCUACCACCCUUUUGAAUUUAGAUAUAUCUGAGAACAAAAUAUGGGGAGGAAUUCCAAAGGGCAUUGGAAAUCUCAUGAAUUUGGAAGUUCUCGUGGCAUCUCAAAAUCAACUAUCAGGUCAUAUUCCCCAUGUUAUUGGGAGACUUGGGAAGCUAAAGAUACUUUUCGCCGAUAAUAAUCUUCUAACCGGGACUAUUCCCUAUUCUAUUGGAAAUUUAGUAGUGUUAACCAAACUUGCUAUAGAUUCUACCAAUCUUCAAGGAAGCAUUCCUUCAAGUCUAGGUAAGUGUCGAAAUUUGGUUGCAAUGAAUAUUUCUCAUAACAAUCUUAGUGGACCAAUACCCCCUGAGGUACUUAUCCCAUCCUUGUCCAUUGCACUAGACUUAUCAUCAAACAAUUUGACUGGUUCCAAAUUUCUUGUGAGCUUUGGUUCAUUGAAGUAUUUAAAUCUCUCUUUCAAUGAUUUUGAGGGAGAGAUACCUAGUGAAGGAGUCUUUAAGAAGGCAACUGCUACAUUCGUCGAGGGAAACAUUAAGCUUUGUGGAGGGAUUCAUGAGUUACACUUGUCUAGAUGUAACUCGAAAACAUCUUCAAAUCCUUCUCUCAGAUUAAAAACUACACUUGUUGUUGUUGUGAUCUUAGGAGUGAUUUUGGUUUUCUCUUUUCUCCUCAUCUUGUGGUUUAGAAAGAAGAAAGAGCAGCAACCAAAAACAACUUGUGUAGAAAAUGUGCUCUUACAGUUAUCAUACCGAAGCAUUCUAAGGGCUACCAAUGGAUUUUCCACGCAGAAUCUGAUUGGUUCAGGAAGUUUUGGUUCUGUUUACCGAGGAAUUCUUGAAGAUAGUGGUGCAGUUAUUGCGGUAAAGGUGCUUAACCUUCUAAACCAUGGAGCUUCCAAGAGUUUCUUGGCUGAAUGUGAGGCCCUGAAGAACAUUCGACAUCGAAAUCUUGUCAAGAUAUUAACUACCGUCUCAGGUGUCGAUUAUCAAGGCAAUGAUUUUAAAGCCUUGGUUUAUGAGUUCAUGGUAAAUGGAAACUUGGAUAACUGGCUGCAUCUAUCCGUCAACAUGAAUGAACCAGAGACAACGAGAAACCUGAACUUCUCCCAAAGAGUUAAUGUGGCCAUAAAUGUUGCUCAUGCCUUGGAUUAUCUUCACCAUCAUUGUGAAGCACCAAUCAUUCAUUGUGAUCUUAAGCCAAGCAAUAUUCUACUCGAUGAGGAAAUGGUUGGCCAUCUAAGUGACUUUGGAUUAGCAAAAGUCCUUUCUACGAACAAGCUUAACUAUUCUGCUAACAAGUCAAGCUCCCUUGAAUUAAGAGGAACAAUCGGUUAUGCACCACCAGAAUAUGGCAUGGGAAGCAAAUUGUCAACAAAAGGUGAUGUGUAUAGCUAUGGCAUCCUCUUGUUAGAGAUGUUUACGGGAAAAAGGCCAACCGAUGCAACGUUUGAAGAAGGUUUGUGUCUUCACAAGUUUGUUGAGACAGCUUGGCCUGGAAGAAUUAUGGAGAUUAUAGACCCCAUUCUUCUUCACGAAAGAGAUGAACGAGGAACAAUUGUAGGCAUUUCUCUCAAUGGAACCAACACAGGAAAUAAAAGACAUUUUCGGUGCUUGAAUUCCAUAUUCGAAAUAGGACUCAAUUGCUCUUCUGAAUCACCAAGUGAGCGGAUGGACAUGCAUGAUGUUGUUACCAAGCUUUGCUCCGUUAGAGACGAGCUUCUUCCAACUCGAUUACACCGCACCGUAUAAACUUAGAUAAGCUGCUCCAUCAACAGGUAUCCAAGGUGCACAGAUGGACCAAAUCUCCUCCAAGCUUGUGGUGAAGUCCAUCUGCUGUCUAUUAUUUUAAUUUGUC
Molecule: messenger RNA, 2998 nt
Organism: Hibiscus syriacus
Lineage: Eukaryota; Viridiplantae; Streptophyta; Magnoliopsida; Malvales; Malvaceae
Product: probable LRR receptor-like serine/threonine-protein kinase At3g47570
Exons: 4
Coding region: 1-2892 (963 amino acids)
Biological process (GO): protein phosphorylation
Molecular function (GO): protein kinase activity; ATP binding; protein binding
Source: RefSeq, a predicted model, not a curated record